AUGACAUCAAACAUUGCAGAGUCAUUGAAUGCGGUAACCAAAGAUGCAAGAGAGCUGCCCGUAGUGAAACUAUUAGAGUACAUGAGGACUCUUCGUGAACAUUGGACUAAUGAAAAGUUAUUGAAUGCAAAGGGUAUGUUCACAUACCUUGGGAAAAAAUACAACAAAGAGUUGGAGGACAACAGGACAUUAUCGCAAAAGAUGAGAGUGAGGGCUUCAACAUAUUACAUCCAUACUGUGAUAGAUGGUGUGAAGCGCUUCAUUCUUGAUGAACUUCCUUGUGCACAUGCUUUGGUGGCUUUGAGGCACAGGAUUGAGCCUUAUGAAAUCUAUUAUUCUCCUUAUUACACGAGCGAGAGACAUAUGCAGACUUAUGAAAUACCAGUAGACCCACUGCCUGACGAAAGCAAAUGGAAUGUGCCACAACAUAUAGCUGAAGAAGUUGUAAAGCCACCUACCGGGAAAAGGCAGCCAGGGAGACCUCAAAAACAAAGAUACAAACCAUAUGAUGAAGUAAAUGCAAAAAAGUACAAGGCUUCAUGUGGCAACUGCGGAGUAGAAGAGCAUAACAAAAGAUCUUGUAUGAAUGCUCCCAAAAGGAAAUAA
This is a messenger RNA of Nicotiana tabacum (common tobacco), 606 nucleotides long. RefSeq lists its product as uncharacterized. NCBI's taxonomy places the organism in Eukaryota, Viridiplantae, Streptophyta, Magnoliopsida, Solanales, Solanaceae. The record is from RefSeq and is a predicted model, not a curated record.